Vitis riparia (riverbank grape) is the source of this 2838-nucleotide messenger RNA. RefSeq names its product transcription factor EGL1-like. Bases 592 to 2571 code for a protein of 659 amino acids. Gene Ontology annotation, molecular function: protein dimerization activity. The record is from RefSeq and is a predicted model, not a curated record. The transcript is spliced from 8 exons. NCBI's taxonomy places the organism in Eukaryota, Viridiplantae, Streptophyta, Magnoliopsida, Vitales, Vitaceae.
ACUGAUAAUGGUACUGUAGCUAUGCACCUGUAUGAUUCUAUCUCACCCACCCAUCAAAAAGAGAGCCCACAGCUUUUUCUUGUUUUUAAGAAGAGGAUCAUCCCAUCUGGGAUUCCUUGCUCUUUGUUGAGGAAUAAGUAAGGGAGAGGCGGAGGCAGAUUCUUUUGUAAUUUUGGCAGAAGAAAUCUAGUCCAUUGAAUUCUUUCCCAAAAGGUCAAAUUUCAGUCACAGGGGUUAUGUCCUUUUAACCUCCAAACCCCAUGGUUGUCUUCAAGAAAACCAGCAUGAAUUUUUUUCUCCUAGUGUGAAUGUGGGUUUCUAGCGCAGAAACCACUUUCCUACCACACCAGCCUACCCAAGGCCAGCACAAGUAGGCUUCAGAUAUGUCUUAUUGGGUUGGGACCAUGAAUUGUUUAAGAAAAACUACUCAUGAGCCACCUGCCCAUCUGGGUGAGGCUGAGAAGAUGAAUUCAUACUAGAAAUCUGAAGUUUUUUCCUCCAAGGAUGGCUGGUCAAUCCUGCUGUGUAGUUGGUUGAUGGGUCUUUUCUGUUUAUCUCUGUGAGUUGAAUUUAGGAUUCUGUGUUGGGCAAAUGGCUAAUGGGGUCCAAAACCAGGAAGGGGUUCCAGAAAACCUAAGCAAACAGCUUGCUGUGGCUGUGAGGAGUAUCCAGUGGAGCUAUGCUAUUUUCUGGUCAUUGUCAACCAGGCAACAAGGGGUACUGGAAUGGAGUGGGGGGUACUAUAAUGGGGACAUUAAGACAAGGAAGACAGUCCAGGAAAUGGAACUUAAAGCCGACAAAAUGGGCUUACAGAGGAGUGAGCAAUUGAGAGAGUUGUACGAGUCUCUCUUAGAAGGUGAAACCGACCAACAGUCCAAGAGGCCUUCUGCUGCAUUGUCUCCAGAAGAUCUCUCAGAUGCAGAGUGGUAUUACUUGGUUUGCAUGUCCUUUGUAUUCAAUCCUGGCGAAGGUUUGCCAGGAAGAGCACUAGCAAAUGGUCAAUCCAUCUGGCUUUGUGAUGCUCAAUAUGCGGAUAGCAAAGUUUUCUCUCGAUCUUUGCUAGCGAAGAGCGCGUCUAUUCAGACAGUGGUAUGUUUUCCUCAUAUGGGGGGUGUGAUUGAGCUAGGUGUUACAGAGCUGGUCCCAGAGGAUCCUAGUCUCAUUCAACAUAUCAAAGCUUGUUUACUCGAGCUUUCAAAGCCUAUCUGCUCUGAGAAAUCUUCCUUUGUUCCUUGUAACACUGAUGAUGAUAAAGACCGCAUGUGUGCCAAGGUUGAUCAUGAUAUAGUUGAGACCAUGGCUUUGGAGAAAUUGUACCCCGCCACUGAAGAAAUCAAGUUCGAACAGGAGGGGAUGAGUGAAUUGCACGGAAACAUCCAUGAAGAACAUAACAUUGGUUCUCCUGAUGACUGUUCAAAUGGUUGUGAGGAUGAUCACCAGACAGAGGACUCCUUCAUGCUUGAAGGUAUUAAUGGAGGUGCUUCACAAGUUCAGAGUUGGCAUUUCGUGGACGAUGAUUUCAGCAAUGGUGUUCAAGGUUCCAUGGAUUCUAGUGACUGUAUAUCACAAGCUUUUGUGAACCAAGAAAGGAUUCACUCUUCCCCCAAGGGUGAAAAUGUAAACAAUGUUCGACUGAAAGACCUUCAAGAAUGCAAUGACACGAAAUUUAGCUCCUUGGAUCUUGGAGCUGAUGAUGAUUUGCACUACAGAAGAACUAUUUCUACUGUUCUCAGGAAGUCACACCCGUUGAUUGGAAAUUCAUGUUUUCGCUGUUAUGAUAUCAAAUCUAGCUUUAUAACCUGGAAGAAAGGAGGAAUACUUGAUGCCCAAAAGCCACAAACACAACAACGAAUAUUAAAGAAGAUCUUGUUUACGGUCCCCUUGAUGCAUGGCGGUUGCGGUUUCAAGUCCCAAAAAGAAAAUGCUGGAAGAGACGGGCUUUGGAAAUCUGGAAGUGAUGGCAUCUGCAAGCAACAUGCUUUAUCAGAUAAAAAAAGAGAGAAAGAGAAGUUUCUGGUUCUCAGGUCAAUGGUUCCUUCUAUCAACAAGAUCGAUGAAGUAUCAAUUCUCGGUGACACAAUAGAGUACCUGAAAAAGCUUGAGGCAAGAGUAGAAGAGUUGGAAACUAGUAUGGACUUGCAGACAGAGCUGGAAGCAAGAGCUAGACAGAAAUACCUGGAUAUGGUAGAACAGACAUCAGACAAUUAUGAUGACAAAAUGAUUGAUGAUGGAAAGAAGCUGUGGAUAAACAAGAGGAAGGCUUGUGACAUUGAUGAAACUGACCUGGAAAUCAAUGAAAUCAUUCCUAAAGACAGCCUGCCAUCAUCAGACAUGAAAGUCCGCAUAAAUGAGCAGGAGGUACUCAUUGAGAUGAGAUGCCCUUGGAGAGAAUACUUAUUGCUUGAUAUCAUGGAUGCCAUAAACAACCUCCACUUGGAUUGUCACUCAGUUCAAUCAUCAAACCAUGACGGUUUUCUCACUUUAACACUUAAAUCCAAGUUUCGAGGACGAGCAGUGGCAUCAGCAGGGAUGAUCAAACAGGCACUAUGGAGGAUAACAAGCAAAUGCUGAUCAGAAGAUGGAGUCCUAUUAUCAACUUCCAUUGUAGAAUUUCUCUGGGUAUGUUGUUAACUUUAGCUUCUUGAAUAUGUUGUGUAAAUUUAUCUACUGUCCUCUCAUGUCUGAAUCCCAUUUCAAUAAACCUUCUUAGUCUUCAUUUUCGGUUAGUUUGUACUGAUUGUUAGAUGAAUUAGCAACUAGUAGUGGAUUAUUUGACCAAUAUUGUGAUUAAGAUUCCUAAGGAAACCUUUGUGGUUUAAUCAUGAUCACAUAAUCGAA